AUGGGGUUAAAAAAAGAAGAAUUGCAUGUUCAGUUUAACAAAUUAGUUUCCGCUGCCGAUGAAGGAAGUGAAGAAGCAGUAAAAAGUAUGCUAAAAGUACUAUUAAGUAGCAUCGAAAUAAGCAUGAAAAACAAUCCCGAUAAAGAUGAUUCAAAAAUAAUAGAAGAACAUAAUAUUCCUAUAGAAGAGUGUAGCAAGCAAGUGAAGCAAGAGAAAGAAGAAGUAAAAAAACUUUGCGAGAUUAAAGUUUGCUUGGUACGAUCAAAAAAAUUAAAGAAUUUAGAUAAUAUUGAUGAUUAUAUCAAGACACUUAAAAAGUUUCUAGUUUCUGUUCUUGAAGUAAGCAAAAGUAAUAUUGAGUUAAGAAAUGAAUUAUCAAAUCUCGAAGAAAAAAGUAAUGAAUUACGAGAUAAAUUAAGGAGCGGCGGCGAAUGCUUUAAGAAAAUAUUGAAUAAUAAAGAAAGUUUAGAGGAGAUAGUAAAGAUUAUUAAAUCUUUUCAAAAAAAAAAAGAGGAAGAAGUAAAAAAUAAGUUGGUCAGUUUUCAAAAAGCAAAAGAGUCUUUCUUGUAUUGCCUUGGAGAAACUAUUAACGAAUUAAAUAAGUGUUGUCAAGAAUUGAAAACGCACACUAAAGAAUAUGCCGUUAGGGAUGAAAUAAUUAAAGGAAUUAGAGGGAUGGGAGAAGCUUUUGAUAGCCCUAUCAAAAUAGUCAAUCCUAUUAAAUUGGCGGUAGAAAUAGCCUCUGUUUUUAACAAUUGUUGCAAGAUGAGUUUUUGUGACAAACGUAGUGAUGAGUUUAAAAAUUACUUGCAAGGUGAAGAGUUAAAUACGUUCUUAUUUAGCGAAACUUAUAAUUCUUUGAUUGAAGUUAUUCAAGAAAAUAAGGGACUAGACAUAAAGAUCAGUCUACACGUCACUAAAAUUCUAGAUUUAGAAGAAGGUUUGAGGGAAUACAAAAAACUCAAAACAUUUAAUAAUAGAUAUGAAAAGGAAAUUAUUAAAAAUCAGCCAGAAAUAGUCAAUGAAAAAGAUCAGGGCGGAAACUCUCUCUUGCAUUAUGAUACAAUAGAGGAUAAUACGGAGGUGAUUGGAUUGUUAUUAAGCAAAGGAGCAGAUAUAGAAGCGAAAAAUUAUUUUAGUGCAACUCCUCUACAAAUUGCCACGCUCAAGGUUAACCUGAGUUUAGUCAAAUUUUUAAUAGAAAAGGGAGCCAGACUUGAGGUUUUUGAUACAAAUAACAAUUUGCUCUUUGACAGCAGCUCAGGAGAAGGACGGGAAAUGAUUAAAUAUCUCUUGGACAACUGUAUUUCCAUAAGUUUACCAAUAAGUUUCAUUUCAGAAGAUAAUUCUUCUAAAAGUGCCCUUCUCUUCUCCAAAAAUAUUUUUUCCCAAAGUGCUUAUGAAAAAAUGAUGGAAAUUGAAACUAUAUCGGAGGAAGAAAGAGAAGAGUUAUUUGAAGCAGUAGAGGAAGGAGACGUUAAAUUAGUUAGAAAAAUAAUCAGUAGUGUCAAAGAAAGAAACAUCGACAUAAACAGCAUUCGAAAUGAGUCAGAUGGCACCUUAUUACAUUAUGCUGCUGGAGAAGGUAACUUAGAAAUGUUGAAAUUCCUUAUUGAGGAAGGAUGUGAUAUUAAUGCUAGUGAUAAAUAUGGUUGA
Molecule: messenger RNA, 1656 nt
Organism: Paraglomus occultum
Lineage: Eukaryota; Fungi; Glomeromycota; Glomeromycetes; Paraglomerales; Paraglomeraceae
Source: the annotation of a GenBank genome assembly